Molecule: messenger RNA, 519 nt
Organism: Letharia lupina
Lineage: Eukaryota; Fungi; Ascomycota; Lecanoromycetes; Lecanorales; Parmeliaceae
Exons: 2
Coding region: 1-519 (172 amino acids)
Biological process (GO): replication fork processing; kinetochore assembly; DNA repair
Cellular component (GO): FANCM-MHF complex; Fanconi anaemia nuclear complex
Source: RefSeq, a predicted model, not a curated record
AUGCCACCAACCUCCAACCCAGUAGCCAAACGCGGCCGCCCUGCGUUCAGACCUCCCCGCCCUACCACCAAAGCCACCAAGACCAAGACAACCACACCCCGCCGCAAGUCCGCUCCCGCCAAACACAGCUUCAUAGAGUCCGCCGCAGAAGACGACAAAGAUGAAGAUGAUGACGAUGACGACGCUGAGCUCGUCUCCUCUCACUCCCACAAUGCAUCCGCAUCAGAAGAACCAGACGCUUUUCCCACAACCACACGUGUAGGCACGCAAGACGCCCCACCAACAAUCCCUCCUGCCCUACUCACAAAACUCCUACAUUACCACUUCCAAGAUGACAAGGUCAGGAUAGGGAAAGAGGCGAAUGGAGUGGUGGGGAAGUACAUGGAAACGUUUGUAAGGGAAGCGAUUGCUCGGGCAGCAUUCGAGAGGAGCGAGGCGGGUGGGAAGGGUAUUGGAGACGACUUUCUGGAGGUUGAGGAUUUGGAGAAACUGGCGCCGCAAUUGUUGCUGGACUUCUGA